CGAGUAUUGGGACAACCAUGUCAGCAAACUUUGUGUUCCUUCGCAGCCCCCAGGAAGUGGAUCUUGUGGAGUCAAUGCAACCAAUACGAUCGAGAAAACCGUCAAUCCAGCUAUUGAAGUUUGGACGCACGAGAGAACUGCCUAUCAUCGUACAAGACUCAUCAGACUUGCGACUGGCCGCUCAAGCCUGCCGACCUUGAAUACCAAAUCUAUGACGUUCAGAAAGAGCAUCCCGACUCGAACACUGAAGCAUGGACGCCCAAGCCUGAAGCAGACAAGGAUGAACAUCUCGAUUCGCACGCCGGAAUAUGCAGCCCCAAAC
Molecule: messenger RNA, 322 nt
Organism: Gamsiella multidivaricata
Lineage: Eukaryota; Fungi; Mortierellomycota; Mortierellomycetes; Mortierellales; Mortierellaceae
Exons: 2
Coding region: 18-200 (60 amino acids)
Source: RefSeq, a predicted model, not a curated record